This is a messenger RNA of Anopheles coluzzii, 1257 nucleotides long. It is a transcript of the gene Gem2, whose product is annotated as protein Gemin2. NCBI's taxonomy places the organism in Eukaryota, Metazoa, Arthropoda, Insecta, Diptera, Culicidae. Gene Ontology annotation, cellular component: nucleus; SMN complex; spliceosomal complex. The coding region runs from base 250 to 1098 and encodes 282 amino acids. Gene Ontology annotation, biological process: spliceosomal complex assembly; spliceosomal snRNP assembly. The record is from RefSeq and is a predicted model, not a curated record. The transcript has 2 exons.
ACUCAGCUCCCGUCGGUGUACAAAAGCAAACCAAAAACAAACUUAGCAUCUUUUAUCCCAACAAUUCCAACCAACUUCUGUUUCCUUUCGCCAUCGCACCGCAAUCUGUGCCCCGUCCGUUUUCCUUCCCGGAAUAGCCGAGCUAUGCAAUUGCAUUGAAAGUUUGCGCAAAGUGCACGCGUUAUGCAGCAACGGGACGCGUUCUAGUGCACAGAGGUUAGUAAGGCAGCACAUCAAUCGCACCACAGUAUGGAGGUGGACACGAUACAGAAACCAGCGCUGGCAGUUGAACCGCCGGAUGCCAACUUUGACCCAAACUUGACGCCGGAAACCGGCGAACAGUACCUGCAGAAGGUGAUGUACGAGCGGGGCAAAUGUCCGGUGGUGGUGGUGGCCGAUAAACCGCAGCCCCGCCGCCAGCAGAAAGCACUCUCCGGGCUGGCCGCCGUUCCAACGGACGACGUUAAAAACGUGGCCCACCGUGCCCUGAUACCGACUCGCGAGUGGGAAACGAUGCAGAAUCAAAAGUUUUCCGAACUGCGCGACACCAUCACCGCGUACCGCAGCAGCGCCCAGUACGAGGAAAACCUGCAGCGAACGCACGUCUAUCUCAACUUUGACGAUCGGAAACACCUGCACGAAUACUGUGCCAACAACCUGCCGUACGUGAGCAUUCUGCUCAGCAUACCGCAGCGGAAUUUGGAGAUUUUGCUCGAGUAUCUGCACGAGUGGCUGCAGGAUUCGGACCAGGCGUCGUCCUCCAGCAGCUCGCAGCAGCUCGACGAACCGUCCGAUCCGGAGCUGUGCGACACGGUUGCAGCGGUGACACCGUCCACGUCGGGCAAAGAGCUGUUGCAGCGCGGCGAUGGCUACCGCCGGGAUUGGAUACCGCAGUGGAUUUACGCCAUACUCGCCUGUCUGAUCAAACCGCUCGAGCCGUACAUUCACAGCGUGCUGCGGGACAUUGCCAAAACGUGCAUCACGCUGCGCAACGAGCUGAAGCAGGAGGACGAGGCGAAGGUACUGCCGCUCAAUCUACUGAUCAGCAUCAUUUCGAAGCACUUUAAUCAAUCCGAUCUGAGCGAUAACAUUGCCUGAGCGGGUCGGGAAUUGGGGGAAGCACUCUAAAAUGUCCCUUCUGUCCGAGUGUCCGGAAGAUGCUUCGUGAUUGUUUUUUUAUUACUUUUAUUCCUAUACAUUAUCGAAUAUUUAGCGAGCCUUAAAUGAAGGGAUUUGUAUCCAAUAAUUAACGAAAAA